AAAGCGUGCCAGGGAGAAGUCAUCACCUUCAACUGCUCAGCUGAUGCUAAGCCAGCAGUGACGUCAUACCAGCUGUAUAAGAAUGACACUGCCAUGGUCGCCAACUCUUCCGGAGUGUGGAGAGAGAUAUUAGAAAGUGGAGGAGUGUUUGUCUACAAAUGUGUGGCUAACAACAGUGUGGGAUCAACAUAUAGUACGGAUGUUACGUUCAGUGUGAAUGUGCCUCCAUCCAUACAACCAAUCAACAACAAGAAGGUAAUUAAAGGUGACAAUGUGACUGUGAUGUGUAAGGUAUCUGGAAUGCCUCCACCAAUGGUGUCGUGGAUAAAACCUAAUGGUCAGCGUCAGAGUGGAUAUAUGUUGAGGCUUGUGACCAUUAGCAGGAAAGAAGCUGGUGAAUACAAAUGUGAAGCCAGUAAUAAGUGUGGUAAUGCAACAGAGAUGGCAACAAUUGACGUACAGUAUGCACCAACGAUUACAAACAUUUCUGGUGGGCAGACCGUAAACAAAGGUAAAGAGGUGAGUUUGUUCUGUAUGGCAGAAGGUAAUCCAGCACCAACUAUAACGUGGACAAAAGUCGCUGAUAACAGUACAGUGAACUUCCCUUUGAUCAUCCGUGGUAGCCGGGAUGAAGGACUGUACAGAUGUACUGCUGAGAAUCGUGUUGGAAGCUCUGUGACUAAGGAUGUCAGCAUAAUAGUACAUCAAAACCCUUGCCUUGAGGAAUGUACGAAUGGACGAAAUUGCAGAGAAUUCGGAAAAUACCUUUGCUUAUGUCCAAAAGGAAAAACAGGACAAAAUUGCAAAGAAAAUGAUACAAUGGCGGUUGUUCUCAUGAUCAGCCUUAAAAUUGAUAACAAAAAGUGGAGAGAGGAACUUACCGACUUGUCUGACUUAGAUACACAAGGGUUUGUUGGAGUAAUCGUAGAUUCGGUGGAUGAAGAAUUCAAAGGUUCUGGCGUCAGAGAAAUUAAUGUGACACGACUAAGAGAGGGAAGUGUCAUUGCAGACAUAUCGCUCACAUUUGGCGAGCCUGUUGGAGAAAGUGAAGUAGAAUCAUUUCUACAAGAUGCGGUUAAUGAUGGAAGCCUUGGUAUUCUAAAAGUAGGUACUUUCGCCGUAGGACCAACUCUUCCAGAUUUAGUCACGGUUCCCGGUCCAGUUCCAUCAGAACCAACAAAGGUGAAUAAGGAUGUUAUUUACGGCUCAGUUAUUGGGGUUCUUGGCCUGAUUCUCGCUGUCAUUGCCGUUUUCAUUGCCUGGAAACACCGCAAACGUGAAAGAGAUGAUCGACUUAAUGCAGGUACUAGGAGAUCACGUAUUCUUAAAAUUAACGAGGGAUUUGAACUGGAAAGCAUCAGUGAAAACCUUAGCAACGUCGCGUAUUAUGGCCCAGGACAUCACAUGGACCUGAAUGAAGUUAGAUCACUUAAUGGACAUGCCACAGACCCAACACGAAGCUAUUUAGAAAUUAACGAAUAUGCUCCCCUGCAUCCAGGAACACGCUCGUGGGAAGUGGAAAGAGAAAACGUUACAAUUGAAAAGGUGAUCGGAAAAGGUGCCUUUGGUCAAGUCGCUCAAGGAAAAGCUUCAAAUGUUCGAGGAAGAGAGGAGACAAUAACAGUUGCCAUAAAAAUGCUGAAAGGUAACGCCAGAGAUUUAGAAAGGAAAGAUUUGCUGUCAGAGCUUGAAAUCAUGAAGAAACUCAAGCCCCAUCCUCACGUCAUCAAGUUGCUGGGAUGCGUCACUAAAUCAGAUCCUUUGCUUGUUCUAAUCGAGUAUGUCCCAUAUGGAGAUCUCCGGGGCUAUUUGAGAAAGAGCCGGCAGUUAGAAGACAACCACUUCAAUGACCCGGAUAUCAAGCCACAAACGGGUUUGACUUCCCAGCAGCUGAUGAAAUUUUCCUGGCAAGUAGCUGAUGGUAUGCAUUAUUUGUCCUCAAAAAACAUUAUUCACCGCGACCUUGCAGCCCGCAACGUCCUGGUUGGAGAGCGAGAACGAUGUAAGGUAACCGAUUUUGGAAUGGCUAGAGACGUGUGCCAGGAAAACAUCUAUGAAAGGAAGUCAGAGGGGAGACUGCCAGUGAAAUGGACAGCUAGCGAAGCGCUGCUAUACGGACGAUAUACGACGAAAAGUGAUGUGUAAGUGGAUCU
Molecule: messenger RNA, 2153 nt
Organism: Stylophora pistillata
Lineage: Eukaryota; Metazoa; Cnidaria; Anthozoa; Scleractinia; Pocilloporidae
Product: fibroblast growth factor receptor 4-like
Biological process (GO): cell surface receptor protein tyrosine kinase signaling pathway; multicellular organism development; positive regulation of kinase activity
Cellular component (GO): plasma membrane; signaling receptor complex
Molecular function (GO): ATP binding; transmembrane receptor protein tyrosine kinase activity
Source: RefSeq, a predicted model, not a curated record